Molecule: messenger RNA, 2674 nt
Organism: Phlebotomus papatasi
Lineage: Eukaryota; Metazoa; Arthropoda; Insecta; Diptera; Psychodidae
Product: zinc finger protein 791-like
Exons: 4
Coding region: 121-2523 (800 amino acids)
Biological process (GO): regulation of transcription by RNA polymerase II
Molecular function (GO): RNA polymerase II cis-regulatory region sequence-specific DNA binding; DNA-binding transcription factor activity
Source: RefSeq, a predicted model, not a curated record
AAACAAGUUAAGACGUCAAAACGAAGUGAUAUCCGUGAUAUCUGAUAUUGUUGUGAUACAUUCCUCUUUUGCUUUUCUUGUGAUUUCCUCCCAGAAUUCACAAUUCCUUCCCAUCCCUCUAUGAUGGCAUUUCUAGAGUGUAGCCCCGAGAAUCCCGAUCAGGUGGAUUUUGUUAAGGACAGCUCCACGUCGAAGGAGAGUGAUUUUGCGGAGAUGGUGGAAGAACUUAAGGCUACCCUUGGUGGCAGUAAGUUCAUCUGUCCACUUUGCAACAGGAACUUCCGGGAUAAGUCCGGUCUGCGGAGUCAUCUGAUGAUCCAUUCAGGAGAGAAACCAUUCCAGUGUCAGGAAUGUGGCAAGAGCUUCACCCAAUCCGGUGCCUUGACUGUCCAUCUCCGGACACAUACGGGGGAUCGACCGUUCUCGUGUGAUCAAUGCGGGAAGCGGUUUGUGCAGGCCGGUCAACUGAAGGUGCAUCUCCGGACGCACAAUGGGGAACGGAUGGAAGUUUGUCCACUCUGUGGUAAGCGCUUCAUGCAGAAGGGUCACCUCAAGGUCCAUAUGCAACGUCAUCGGGGGGAAAAGCCCUUUGCCUGCAACCACUGUGGAAAGUCUUUUUUGCAGCCGGCUCAGCUAAGGACCCAUCUUCGGACCCAUACGGGGGAGAAACCGUUCGAGUGUAGGCAGUGUGGGAAGAAGUACGCCCAGGCUAGCUCCCUCAAGCAUCAUCUGCUGCAGCAUCAGUUUCCGGACGUGCAAGCGAAUCUACUGAAGUUCCGAACUCCCAGGAUCAAGGCUGAAACCGGCAAGGAUGCUGCUCAUAUGGAUCCGGUUCCUCUGUCUUCCUUGUGUCAUUUGGAAGUCUUCAAGGCUAGGCGCUACAAUACUAGCAACAAGCCUAGAACUCACGAAUGCAAGGUGUGCAUGAAACGUUUCACCCAAGCCAUAACUUUGCGCAUUCAUAUGCGUCUGCAUACUGGUGAGAAACCUUACCAGUGCCAAGAGUGCCUUAAGCGGUUCACCCAGGAAGGUCAGCUAAAGGUGCAUAUCCUAACGCACACCGGGGAAAAGAGGCUUGAGUGCCCAGAAUGCGGAAAGCGAUUUAAUCAGAUGGGUCACCUGAAGCAGCACAUCCGCACGCAUACGAAGGAGAAGCCCUACCAGUGCACUGAAUGCCCGGCUGCUUUUGCCCAAACUGCUCAUCUUAAGGCUCAUCUGAGGACCCAUACUGGGGAGCGUCCCUUUGUCUGUCCUGAAUGUGGAAAGAGUUUCACUCAGCCGUGCAGUCUCAAGAGUCAUGUUCGUCGUCAUGAGAUUGAUCGUUUUACUGCCUUACUUGCUGAUCCCUCACUUUCUACCCAUUCUCCGCCUGAACCUGGAAAACUUAGUCCAGAUUCCGACAAUGGAAUCAUCAUUCAACCUUCGGACCUCUACUACAACGCACCAAUUGAAUUGAGCUUCUCAGAUGAACCAUCCUCGGAUUUCUCUGACUUGAAACUAUCCCCUAAUGAAAUUGCAGGAGAUCAAGGCAACUUUGAAUUAGCUGUCUUUCCGGAAAGUGCCAAGCUUGAUAUAGCUGCUCAGAUGGUGGAUCCAUGCGCAUUCCCAGGCAAUGGGGAUUUCCUGGAGAUGCAGGCCUUCAGUCCAUUUGUUGGAAAUUUGCCUCCUGAAAAGUUUGCUGAGAUCCCAAUGGAACAGGAAGAGGCUAUCUUGACACCUUUGUUCCAGGAAGAUGGCAAGGAGAACAUAGGAUUCCUGGAGAAAACAACUGAUCUAUUUUGGGAAGAGGGAUCCAAGGCAGCCACCCCAACGGAAGUAGAAUAUGCAUCUUCGGGGGAUUCAACUACUUCAGGAGGUCAAGCAUCUCCUGGUGAACAAUCUUCUGAAGGUGUCGAGGAACUGGAGGGAAAGCUGAAGACUCGCGGGAAGCAGCAUGAGUGUCCAGUUUGUGGAAAGUGUUUUCCCUUCUUGACGCGUCUUCGGCAGCAUUUCCGGGUUCAUUCCGGAGAGCGUCCCUAUGAGUGUGCAACCUGUGGGCUUCGGUUUUCGCAUCUGAAGACCAUGAAGCGCCAUCAGUCGGUUCACACGGGCGAGAAGCCCUUCCUGUGUCAGGAGUGUGGGAAGGGUUUUGCCCAUGACAAGAACUUGAAGUGCCAUUUGAGGACCCACACUGGGGAGAAGCCAUACGAAUGCUCGGUGUGCGGCAUGAGAUUUUCCCAAUCGGGAACGCUGAAGAGCCAUCAGAUGACCCAUACGGGUGAGAAGCCCUUUGUGUGUCCGGAAUGUGGGAUGCGCUUCGUGCAAUCGGGAUCCUUGAAGGUCCACAUGAGGAAGCACACGGGCGUUCGUCCGUACAAGUGCCCAGAAUGUGGAAAGGAGUUCCCCAAGAACACCCAGUGCAAAACCCAUCUCCGGACUCACACGGGUGAGAAGCCCUAUCAAUGUGAUGCUUGCGGCAAGGGAUUCACCCAAUCCGGACACCUCAAGAGCCACCUGGCCAAGCAGCAUGGCGAGACCAAGUGAGAAGGUGACAUGAAAUCAGGGUAUCAGGAAAAAUUGGUGCUUGUCUCUACAUUCUUAUCAAUUUUGUAAAAAAAAAUCAAAACAGAGCCACAAAAAAUGCCAUGGAGAGCUGUUUUAUUAUGAGAAAACAUGAACGUUUCCAACCGUUGAA